Etheostoma spectabile (orangethroat darter) is the source of this 4050-nucleotide messenger RNA. It is a transcript of the gene iqch, whose product is annotated as IQ motif containing H. The transcript is spliced from 21 exons. The record is from RefSeq and is a predicted model, not a curated record. Bases 244 to 3357 code for a protein of 1037 amino acids. Gene Ontology annotation, molecular function: protein binding. Lineage: Eukaryota; Metazoa; Chordata; Actinopteri; Perciformes; Percidae.
CCCGGGGAAAAAUAAUUUGUUGGUUUCGUUGUCUUGGUUACGAGCACUGUUUGAAGACUUUUGAUUGUUGAGUAGCUAGCUAGCUAGCUAACUGGUUUGGUGAAGUAUAACGUUAAUGUUAGCUAGAGGUCGUCUUUAAGAUAUCGUGUCACAUGUUUGAGUCACAUUAUUUUUAUUAUUAUUUUUAUUAUUAUUAUAGUUAUUAUCAUUAUUAUUAUUAUUAUAUAUUAACCCAAUACAAAAAUGUCUGACACACUUAAACACGAAGAUAAAUUGGGAGCAGGUUUAUUACAGGUGCAAGAGGAUUUGAGACAACCCAAAUGCAGUCUUGAGGACAUCACUAUCAAUGAGAGGGGAAAAACAAUGGACAUUCAAGCCUUGGACGCUGCCAUUGGCAAGACAGAGAGUAGCAUCAGGUGGAGUAAGCAGCUGCUGGUUCUUCCAAGAAUUGAGGACUUACAACAAAAGAAGCAGAUUCCCAAGUGGAAACCUGCUCUGGAGAGUAUCCCAGAUGUGCGUCCAGCAAGGGAAGGCCUUCAAGGGACUUCACCUGGGAAAAAGCACAAGUAUGCGUUAACCACGCAUUUGCCAUGUAAUCCUGCUCAUCCAAACAACAGAGCCGUUAUGCACCAGAAAUUUGGGAUGUCCCUCUCUGAUUUCCACAAGAAGAGCACAGAUGCAGCAAAACAUCACAGAAUAAUCCAUGGCCCUGUGGUGAGUCUUCCGACCAUUGAACCAAAGGGCCGUCCUAGCCUGGCAAUGCCUGAAGAAGACAUGCGUACAAUGCCAGAUUCAAGUUUGCUUCGUAUGUCGAUCCAGCACAAGGCUGUAUCUCUUCACCCCAGAGAGGAUUCCUAUUCUUACAAGACAGGUCUGAUAGGCUCUAAGUCCCAGUGUCACAAGCAGCUGAAAUGGGAAACAGAACCUGUAUCCACCUGCGAAAGAAUUGGCAGAGAAUGCACACCCCUCUGGACCACCAAGACACCGCCUCCCUCUACAAGCUCCAAGAGCAUGGACCACAGGGGUAUGAUGCAAGGCAUCAACGAUCUUAUCCCUAAAAGCCCUGAGAAUCUACCUGUGCAAGUUCCAGUAAACAUCAGCAAAUACCCCUUUACCAUCAUAAAGGGACGGAUAAACCCAAUGGCGACAGAUUUCUGUCAUUUCAAGCAGGGCUUUAGCUUGUGCUGGAGCAGUGUGGUAGAUGCUCUGGAGGCCCUGGAAAAACUGCUCAGGGACUUUGCCGUGCCUCUAGCCAAAGUGAGCGGGGAACGGCUAGUGGAGUUUGGCUAUGGUUGGUAUAAUGGUUGGAGAAAGGCUCCUCCAGUGAUUGGCCUCCUCUCAGUACUUGAAAACUGGGAGGAGAUAUUGAGUCUGGUCUUACGCCCAGGUCAGCGCUACAAGGGAGAGGGGGGCAUUGACGCAGCUGCCAUCCACAUCCAGUCCUGCUGGAAGCGCUACUUAGCACGAACUGCCUACCUGUGCCACUGCCGGCGCAAGUGGGCGGCAGGCACCAUCGCUAUCUCAUGGUUGAUGCACACUCAGAUGCUUCGUAUCAAGAAGGCCCUGCAGGCCCGGCGUUUCAGACAACUGCAGAAUUACCGCAGCAGAGCCCAGCAUCUGGCAGCCAACUGGAAAUACAUCCAGUCCUCCAAGAGGACCAUUAUCCACAUCCCUUCAUUAGGAUACUCUCAGAGCCAGCGAAUGCACCUGAGGGGAUUUGGCAUCCUACAGAACAUCCAAAUAAGCAGAGUGUGUGAUAUUAGAGAUGAAAAUGUGGAGGUCAUCUACGUAUGUCCGCGGCAUCUGGGGGAAGACAUGUUGCACUAUUACACCAGCCUCCUGAAACGUGAUGGAACCACAGACGAGGAUUAUACCGGGACCCCUCAGGCCUCAUCCUCCUCUGUCAGACGCUUCAUCAUCCUCACACCUGAGGCUGUAGAUUAUUUUCCGACCCAUAACAUGUGCCUGUCUACACUACUAAAGUAUAGUCCACGCACCCUAAAGCGCAUCAGGAACCUGAUCCAGGGGAAGCAGGCCUAUAUUGUAGGUGGAGUAGCCCAUGAGGAUGACCUGGCAGUGGCUGAUGAGCUAGGAGUGCCAAUCCUGGCUCCAGAACCAGCUAUUGCACAGCACUACAGCACCAAGUCUUGGGGGAGGAGGAUCUUUGCCGGGGCAGAGGUUGAUGUACCCCCUGGUCAAGGAGACAUCUACUCGCUGGACCAGCUUCAUGAAACACUGGCUAGGAUCAUGACUCAGAACAUUGAUGUGCAGCGCUGGCUCUUUAAGAUCGACUCUGAGCAUGAUGGCCGUGGCACAGCAUACUGUGAUGUAUGCCAUCUUAGCUGCUAUAACUGGGCCCUGCAGGAAUGCCGUCGUUAUGAUCCUGAGAUAUGGAACACAGAAUGGAUUCAGGAGUCUGUGCUUCUUAGAUAUCUAGAUGAAAUCCCAGAGUGGCUUGCCCGUUACAGUCAGCCAGCUAAAACCUCCUGCUAUCCCAACUGGGCCUUCUUCCUGAAGACCUUCCUCAGGCAAGGAGGUGUGGUGGAGGCCUACCCCCCUUCAGACAGUGUUACUUGUCUGACAGUAGAUCUGCUGCUGGAGCCCGGGGGUGAGGUGACCAUGCUGUCCUGUGGAGACCAGCUUCACGGUUCCUGUCAGCUGGAAGCUAUAGGCUCCACUGUUCCUCAGACCUCUGUACACCCAGAGACCCUGCAAUCCAUCUGCAUGCGUGUGGGCAAGGCUUGUCUACAGCGCCUUAUAGUAGGUUAUGUCUCCGUGGACCUGGCUACAUUUCUGAACCGCAACACCAUGGAGCAAAAGGUGUGGGCUAUUGAUCUGGACCUCACAUACAGUGACCAGUUGGCCAUGACGCAGUUGCUUCUGAUGAUGACUGGAGGAACGCUGAAUUUCCACACAGGCUGUUUAGAAGUGCCAACUCCAAUCAGAGAGAAAUGCCGUGAACACCAAAUUGCAGCCAAACCUCCCAUGGUUAAUCGUUAUGCAGUUUUUGGGAGCCACUUGUUUCACUCCAACCUUUCCAUGUUAUACCACAAUGUGUUCUUUAUGGUGUGCAAGGCUCAUGGAAUAGGAUUUAACAUGAAGAGGAAGCAAGGGACUGUAUUUGCUCUUUAUGACAGCAGUGAGCGAUGCACUAUUGGAAUGAUAACAGUCUCAGAAGAUCUCCAGGGAGCUCUGGUGACCUUUGCUCGGAAUCUGUCAGACAUUCAUCAGGAAAUAUCGCCCUCUAAAAUGCAAGGAGAAAACAAUUUUAAGGAGCUGAUCAAGGACAUAGAAGAUGUACUGCAGAUGACUGUACAGAACAAGAUGCGAGCGGUGGAGGAUAAACUUGCUGCCUAGACAGCAGGUUCACCAAUAAACUCUUGGCCAGUUAGGCCUUAAAUGAACCUUUAUAAUGAUUAGUUGUGUGAUCUCUUUGAAUAUAAUUAAUAUAAUAAUAAUAAUAAUAAUAUUGGUAAAUGACAGCUUUUAACAACAUACAAUAAACUAUGCACACAGUAAUUCCACUGGGGAAUCAGUAGGCUUCAUUCAUGAAUUUAUUAAGGAUUUAUGGAUUCAAAUUAUAUAAAGCAGUUUUAUUUUGUGUUGGAGACUGCAGAUUAAUUGUGCUUAAACUAUUACAAGGGAAUACGUAGUGUGGAUGAACUUCAUAGUAUCUUGACUUUAUGUCUAUAUUUAUACAACAUAGAUGAGAAUGAGUAUAUUGUUUAGUGAGAUGUUCCAUAAUACAUUGCCUCUGUGAAUCUGUGGCUACACAUUUCUUUGGUCGGUUGAUAAAAAAGUGAUUGGUACUGGCUGUAAUUUGAUUGCCAAAGGACUCCUGUAAGUUGACAAUAUUUAUUUCUUUAUAAAAAGAGUGUAUUGUGAAGUUUUCAGAAACACAGUAUUUUGUUUUUUUUCAUUAUUAUACAUAUGUUGUUUUCAGCAAGUGGUGAAUUGUAAAAGUUGAAAUGAGGUGAUUUAAUAAAUGUUUGCAUUCAGUCUGUCACUACAAAAUGAUUUGAUGAUAUGAAAUUCAGUUGGUUUGAGGAG